Messenger RNA from Staurois parvus, 321 nucleotides. Lineage: Eukaryota; Metazoa; Chordata; Amphibia; Anura; Ranidae. The record is from the annotation of a GenBank genome assembly.
GCCACCUGUCAGUGUCCAUCAGUGCCAGCUCUCAGUGCUCAUCCAUGCCACCUGCCAGUGCCCAUCAGUGCCACAUUUCAGUGCCAUCAGUGCCACAUCAAUCCCACAUAUCAGUGCCCAUCUGAGCUGCCUUUCAGUGUCACCCAUCAGUGCCAGUCAGUGCCACCUAUCAGUGCUGCAAAUCAGUGCCACCUAUUAGUGCCAUGCCCAUCAGUGCCACCUAUCAGUGUCCAUCAGUGCAGCCUAUCAGUUCCCAUUACUACAUCCUCAUUAGCGCACAUCAGUGAAGGAGAAAAAUCACUUAUUUACAAGAUUUUAUAA